CCACCACAUUCCACAUUCUGACCUUCCACAGUUGACUGUGAAAGGCUCAAGCUUCGAGUAUAUUCUGAUCGCCAGCCUCUUCUCUACCCCACUCUCUCCUUCAUCCAAAGCGAAAACGCAAAAAAAUGGUAUCCGCAACCCUCGUCUCCCCCGGCGACGCCGUCCUCCUUGUCGGCAACCCCGUCGCACAAGCCGCCGACCUCCAAAAAGCCCAGCAAGACCUGCUCUCCCUCGUAACCCCAACCGGCAAAGUCGUCUUUGAGCAGCUCGACCGUCUGCCACACAUUACCCUCCCCAAAACCACAUUCAACGCCGCGGUCUCGGGAACAUCGGCUAUCCAGCCCGCUGCAUUCCCGCACCCGGACGCUGCACUCGCUAAACUGUCAAGUGCUUUGAAACCGAAUGGAGUGCUGUACCUCCGUGAACCGGUCCUGGUCGAUUCAGCCGCGGCGGCUACGGUGACAAAGACAGAGGCGUUACGGGUGCCUACGCGGACGGUAGCCGGUCUCCUCUCUGCGCUCAAGCUCGCCGGGUUCGUCGACACGCAGAUCGUCAGCGAGAGUGCUUUGGAGGACGAGAAAGUCGCGGCGUAUACAAUGUCGUGCUGGGGCGUCACGCCUGGGGAAGUACCCGGUGUGAGCGAGUACUUGAGGGGGAAGGUGGUGAUGGUGGAGGUGACGGCGCGCAAGCCGGGAUAUGAGGUUGGGGCGGCUGCUGUGCUAUCCUUUGGGAAGAAGAAGGCUGCUGCUACGGAUGGUGUGAAUGGUGUGAAUGGUGUGAAUGGUGCAAAUGGAGUGAAACCGCAACCGACGAAACAGGCGGUGUGGACGGUAUCCGCAAACGACGACGAUGAGGAUGAGGAGCAUGAGUUGGAGGAUGAGGAUGCGUUGUUGGAUGAGGAGGAUCUCAAGAUCCCAACCAAACUCGCCCCAGAAGACUGCGCCCCACCAUCAACAGGCGGCAAAAAAAAGGCUUGCAAGAACUGCACCUGCGGCCUAGCCGACGAGGAAGAGGCCGAGGCCGCUGAUGAGGAGAAGGCGAAGGUCGUGGUUGUCACCCCGGCGAAGAAGGCUGCGACUGCGCCGGCUUCUUCUUGUGGGAGUUGCUAUCUAGGUGAUGCUUUCAGAUGCAGUAGCUGCCCAUACCUCGGCAUGCCGGCUUUCAAGCCGGGCGAGAAGGUCGUCUUGGCUGGAAACCUCCUGAAGGAUGAUCUCGAGCUUUAAGGCCCUGACAAAAGCGGAAUGUACAACAUGGCACACAUGGGUGGAAAUCAGGAGAGUUGGAGGAUUGUGGGAGCGCGGUGUGUCGUGGGAUGGGUGCAUCGGGGCUGAAAUGCGUAGUCUGAUGUGAGAUAGGGACACACCCGGAUCGGCCGUUCGUUUGGCUCGCACCAACACCACCCUUAGUGUGGAUCCAACGUAUUGGGACUCACUGCGGCGGAUGCGGAUUCAUAGCAUCACCCCAUUAGAAUCACCACACGACACUGAAAGCAUCAGAUCUCCCGCGUCUAAAGUUUCUCGGAACGGCAAGAGCACACAUGUAGGAAUAGGUCAUCAAGAAGCGUAGU
This is a messenger RNA of Fimicolochytrium jonesii, 1567 nucleotides long. RefSeq names its product cytokine-induced anti-apoptosis inhibitor 1, Fe-S biogenesis-domain-containing protein. Lineage: Eukaryota; Fungi; Chytridiomycota; Chytridiomycetes; Spizellomycetales; Powellomycetaceae. The transcript has 3 exons. The coding region runs from base 126 to 1223 and encodes 365 amino acids. Gene Ontology annotation, cellular component: cytoplasm. Gene Ontology annotation, molecular function: iron-sulfur cluster binding. Gene Ontology annotation, biological process: iron-sulfur cluster assembly. The record is from RefSeq and is a predicted model, not a curated record.